Copidosoma floridanum is the source of this 2757-nucleotide messenger RNA. It is a transcript of the gene Neos, whose product is annotated as nuclear receptor coactivator protein neosin. Gene Ontology annotation, molecular function: RNA binding. The record is from RefSeq and is a predicted model, not a curated record. Lineage: Eukaryota; Metazoa; Arthropoda; Insecta; Hymenoptera; Encyrtidae.
GUAACCUGUCUCGGCUCGGCUCCUUGCGGCCUGAGCCAAUGCGCGUUUUUACUAUUUUACAUUGUGUUUCUUUUAAUACAAACAAUCAACAAAUUCUAACAAAGCCUACUCUGGCUUUAAAACAUUCCAUACUUAAUUGUAAGUGUCACCUCGCAAAGGAUUCAAAGUAAAAAAAGCAAUGGCUGCUCGACUUCUAAAAGAUCCAGCGACUGCUGGAAGCAGAAUAUUCAUAGGUCAUCUCCAGACUGAAGAUAUGUCCCGUAACGAGUUGGAAGACCACUUCUCCAAGUAUGGAACGAUUGUUGGUUCAUUGCUGAACAGAGGUUUUGGUUUUGUACAAUUUGAGAAUGAAUUGGAUGCUCAGAAUGCCAUAAAAAACGAAAAUGGCUCUAUGUUUAAAGGCAGAAGAAUAGAUGUGAAGCCAGCCACAGGCGGCAAAGCAGCUGUCGCUGCUGCCGCUGCUGCUGCAGCUGGUGGUGGUGGUGGUGGCGGCGGUGGUGUUGGCUCUGGCAAUUCUGGGGGUCCUGGUGGUCCAGGAGGUUUCGGAAAUGACUCUUUCAACAGCGGCAACUUUGGAGGUGGAAAUCAGGGCUUCAAUAAUUCCAAAUCAUUUGGAAAUGAUAACCAAUUCAAUCGAGGUGGUGGUCCUGGAGGAGGCCCAGGAGGUGUUAGUAGUGGACCUGGCGGUUCUUUCAACGAUCAAGAAGACUUUAAUAAUAGAAACGAUUCGUUUAAUCCAAACAAAGAUCAAAAUAAUGGGCCACCCUUUGGAGGUCCUGGAAAUCGAGGGGGUCCUGGAAAUCAGAAUAAAAACCAAAAUCAAGGGGGAAACCAAAGGCAAAGAGGAACUCGAGGUGGUAAAAAUCGAAAAAAUAGAGAUUCCUCUAUGGAUGAUCGCAUGGGUGGAGGUAUGGAUGAUCCGUUCAAUGAUCGAAUGGGAGGACCCGGCGAUCGCAUGGGAGGACCUGGAGAUCGGAUGGGAGGACCUGGGGAUAGAAUGGGAGGACCUGGUAAUCGCAUGGGAGGACCUGGCGAUCGUAUGGGAGGACCCGGUGAUCGCAUGGGAGGACCCGGUGAUCGCAUGGGAGGACCUGGCGAUCGAAUGGGUGGACCCGGUGAUCGCAUGGGUGGUGGUAUGAGCGGAGGCAUGGGUGGUGGUAUGGGAGGAGGGAUGGGUGGGGGCAUGGGAGAUCCAGGAAGAGAUCUCGGAUCUGGCUUAGGAUCAAGCUUCCGAUCAGGAUUAGGUGGCGGUCUUGGAAGUGGAUUAGGCAGUAGUUUUGGUAGCCUCGGGAGUGGUAUUGGUGGAAGCUUAGGAAGUAGCUUUAGAGACAGAAGCCCACUGGGAAGAUCUGGACGGCCCAUGGACGACAAAUCAAAUCCAUUAGCCAACUGGGAACUCAAUAAACCAUCACAGGUUGGGUCUGGAGGUCCUGGACCAGGUGGGCCACCUGGACGUGGAAGCUUUGGUGGUUUUGGUGAUCACAAGAGUCGCUUUGAUGACUUCAAAGGACUGGGAGGUCCUGUAGUAUCUGGAGGACCUGGAGGCCCACUAAGAGAUGGACCAGGAUUUGGCCCAGCUGUACCAAAUGACUAUCCAUCAAUCGCUGCAGAGAAAAAUGAUUGUGAAAUUAUCGUAGUCAACAAAAUGUUAACAGAGUAUGCUGAAAUGAUCGAAUCACGUUUGAAAAAGGAAGGAUUAACAGUUGAUUUACUCUUCCCAAAUGAAGAUGUACCACUGACUCGAGUACUUGGAAACAUAUGCAGUCGCGGUUGUUUAUACGCCAUUGUUAUUACACCUACUAAUGAAAAACACCGCUCUUUAACUUUAAAUAUUUUACAUGGAUUGCCACAAGAGCACAGAAACAUGCCAGUCGAAGAUGCUGUAUCGUUGAUUGGGCGUGAUUUUAAAAACUACAAAACCGGAGGAAGAUCUGUACCAUCGAAUAUCCCUCAGUCACUUGACCGUCAUCCUGAUGCUAUCCAAGUUCUUCUCAAUAUGUUGGCAGAUAAUCUUCAGUUGACCGUACUUCAGUAUGAGGGCUUGAUAAAGUACUUAACCAUAAGGCGAGAAGAGCAAGUACAGCUAGAAUUAGGCGAAGAUUUGAAAACUCUAGGCGCAACACCUUUGGUCAGCGACCCGAAACAGGCCGAGCUACAGUCUAGAAUAUUAAACAUACUCAACAGCAACAAAAACCCAUCGGUAGCGCCGGUACCCCCAGUUGUCGAAGCUGCACCUAGUCCAGUUCCACCUCCAGCAGCAGUGACGUCGAAUAUGCCCGGAAAUCCAACGGUCCCAACAAGCACGGUUACGCCUUCACCUCUGCUGAACAAUCCCACUGUACAGAAGGCACUUGAUAGCCUAUUUCAAGGCAAUUUGUUGAAAAACAUUGGCGAUCAGCAACAACAGCAGUCGGUUCCGGUAAAUUCUUCCGGUCCGACUCCGCUUUUUGCUGCCUUUUCCAAUAUGAAUCGUUUCUAAGCUCAAGAUAAGAUAAGAAGAAAUAAGAAUAAAGUCGCGUCUUUAUUUCCUCCUCCCGCCUUCAUCAUCUACCUUUUCUGUAAUUAUCCUUUUUUUUACUCUUACAGUAAGUACCUUUCCCUUUACCUUCUAAUUCGAUGCAUUUUUUUAUUCAAUAAUUAUAGACCAAUUAAAAUAUACGUGAACAGCAUGUAUGUAUUCAUAACAACUAGAUUAGCUAUUAUAAUAGUUGUGACAUAAUUAACUGAACUUGUAAUAAAUGUCUCUGUACUCUCAAA